GAUACCAUAAAAACUCACUAGCGGAUCCGGAUCCAAAAAAUGUCGGUACGUCUGCGAGAUUUUUGCACCAAACGUUGUUGAGUAUUAUAAUCUAAGAGUAUACGCGCACGCGCUUUUCUUCUAUUUAUAAUACAUUUGUAAAGCAUUCAGAACUAAUGCAGUUGUACUUUUUCUAGCUUGCUCAGUUUUCAGCCACAGGUUUUCGUGUGUAAUGGCAGAAUCAACAACAAAAAGUAAGUGGUUCUUGGCAGUAGUGCAUUGUUCGUAAAUUAAUCGUUUUUUUAACGUCAGCAUAGAUGCUAGAUCACAAAAACGAUUCCACAUCCACGUUAUAGUUCGAUUGAAUGACACAAAAGUAUUGCUACUAAGAUCUAACUGUAUGCACAUCUAGAAAGUUCAGACCCAAAACUUGAAAGAAACAAAAUUUAAGUUAAAAAAACUUCCUGUUCAGUUUCGAAUUAUAUAUCCGACAAAUGAAGUGUUACAAAAUGAUUGUAUUAAUAGCUGAAGUAAGGAGAAAUAAAAAGAAGCAAGUGAUAUUAUGGUUUGGCCAAGUAACUCUACUAUAGCAAUGUCUUUCUGUAACGUUGUUUCUGCAUUUUUUUUCCUUCAUAGUUUUCGGACGAAAGCAGAUCCAGUUCAUAGUUUUCGGACGAAAGCAGAUCCAGUUGCUGAGCUCUGGAUCUGCUUUCGUUCGAAAACUAUGAAGGAAAAAAAAUGCAGAAACAACGUUACAGAAAGACAUUGCGGUAGCAGAGUCACUUGGCCAAGCCGAUCGCUACGAAUUUUUUGUUUGCAUUUUGUAUUGAGAUUAAUAUGCUGUAUGGGUCUUUAGCCACGAUGCUUAAAAUAUUUAUUCUUUUCCUCAAAAGCCCCAGACUCUGAAAAGAUCACACUUCAAGAUCAACAUUCAUUAAGUGCAUUAAUUGUUGUUGAUGUUCAAAAUGAUUUCAUUCAUGGUACAUUGGCGAUGAAAGAUUGCCCAGCUAAACAAGAUGGUGGAGCAGUUAUACCUGUCAUCAACCAUUUGUUGAAAACUGUUCCCUUCCAUGUCGUUGUCUACACGCAAGACUGGCAUCCGAAAGAUCAUAUUUCAUUUUAUGAAAACUUGCAGCUUAGACAAGAUUUAGUUUCAUGCGAAAGCAAAGUAUGUGCUACAACAGCUAAACUCUACGAUACUGUUAAAUUUAAAAAACCAAUGGGGGAACAAACUCUGUGGCCGGCGCAUUGUAUUCAAAAUACAAGUGGUGCUCAGCUACAUGAAGCCUUGAGCAUUGCCGAUAAUUCUAUAUUCAUAUUGAAAGGCGACAAUCCGACCAUCGACAGCUACUCAGGAUUUUGGAGUAAUCAAAGACAAACUAAAACCGAUUUGGAUAAAAAGUUGAAAGAACGAAAUAUUCGUAAUGUUUACGUUUGUGGAUUGGCACUCGAUUUCUGUGUUGCAGCGACAGCUUCUCAUUCGUUAGAACUGAAUUAUCAGACAUUCAUCAUUGAGGAUGCAUGUAGAUGUGCAGAUGAAUUGGUGAUGAAAAUUAAAGUUGAGGAAUUAAAGAAGGAUGGAUGCGAAUUCAUUCAAGCAGAUAUGGUAGAACCGCUGGUCCGUGGCUUCCAGAUACCUAACGUUUAG
Messenger RNA from Didymodactylos carnosus, 1627 nucleotides. NCBI's taxonomy places the organism in Eukaryota, Metazoa, Rotifera, Eurotatoria, Philodinida, Philodinidae. The record is from the annotation of a GenBank genome assembly.